This is a messenger RNA of Corythoichthys intestinalis (scribbled pipefish), 2670 nucleotides long. Its product is annotated as C3a anaphylatoxin chemotactic receptor. NCBI's taxonomy places the organism in Eukaryota, Metazoa, Chordata, Actinopteri, Syngnathiformes, Syngnathidae. The record is from RefSeq and is a predicted model, not a curated record. Gene Ontology annotation, molecular function: complement component C5a receptor activity; G protein-coupled receptor activity. The transcript has 3 exons. Gene Ontology annotation, biological process: complement receptor mediated signaling pathway; inflammatory response; positive regulation of cytosolic calcium ion concentration. Gene Ontology annotation, cellular component: plasma membrane. Bases 162 to 1226 code for a protein of 354 amino acids.
AGUGAGAGGUGGACGGAACGGGAAGGAAGGAGGGAGAAAGAGAGAGAGAGAGAGAGAGAGAGAGAGAGAGAGAGAGAUAUUUUUAAUCUUCAACAUACUGUUUUUCUUUCUUUAUCUUCAAUUCCAUCUCUCAAACCAAGACAUCAAAAACAAGCAUAGCGAUGCCCUUGAUGGCUGCCAUGAAUGAAACACAAAAGGGGGGACACUUUUCUAGCCCGAGCAGCUCUUGGCAGGCAGAGGCGGUCCGAGGAGUUCAGAUUGCUGCCACCCUGUUAAUUUUCCUGGUGGGCGUACCUUUAAACAUGCUAGUGGUUUGGGCACUUGGACAAAGACGACGCUAUUUGAGUCGCAGAGGCAGCAAGGAAGAGACACGCUCUGCGACCAGUUUUCGAAUCUACGUCCUUAACCUGGCGUUGGCAGACCUGGUGCUGAUACUUCGGACGCCCCUCAUGUUGGGAUACCUCGCCCACAACAACAGCUGGCCAUUUGGUUUUUCCCUUUGCCGCCUCGUCAUGUUCCUGCGAGGCUUAGGGUUGUAUGUUUCGGCCUUUCUUGUCUGCGCUGUGGCCUUGGAAAGAUGCCUGUGUCUACUGCGGCCCGUGUGGGCUCGACUGCGCCGCCCCGCCUGGGCUGUUCCUUUGGCAUGUGGCUUGUGUUGGCUGCUGGCCACUACCCUAUCUGCCCCCUACCUGCACAGUGCUGUUUUGAAGGAAUAUAACAACACCCUCCAAUGUCUGGAAAGUGGAAAGUUUGACAUGGGGCUUUUUAUCACAGAGACCGUAGCAGGCUUCAUAUUGCCCCUGCUGGUGUUUUUGGGAAGUAAUUCAGCAAUUUUGCUUACUAUUCAACAGUCGGCACCAAUUAGUCCAACCUCUCCCUCCCCUUCAGUUUCACGCAAAAUGACCAGGAUGUAUCAAGUGCUCUUUUUUACGAUGCUGCUCUUUCUCAUUUGCUGGGUACCCUACUUUGUGUGCCGAUUCCUGCGGGCCCUGGCUGAAGGACAACCUGAUAAGGUUGCUCUAUAUAAAAGGGCAUAUUAUGGAAGCUACAUCUCACUGUACCUAGUAUACAUCAAGAGUGCCCUUAACCCCGUACUCUAUGUAUUUGCCGCCCGAGGCCUCGGCCGGGCAGUCCGAGCUUCAGUCACCUCUACCAUUGAUCGACUCUUCAAUGAUGAUUCCACCGAGACCAUUAGAAAGAAAUCUCUCAAAAAAUCCCAGAUUUAGCCUGAGAUUUAAGGCAGAGAUUAAGUAAUUUUUCUCACUGAUCAGAAAAAAUGCACCACAAGGUGAUCUGAUGUUUCUUGCAGUGUCUUGCAUGAGCAUCUGGCUCAAUUUAGUUUUUCUCCGUUGCUUUUGUAUGUUUCUCAGAUCAGAAUUUAAAUUCCCAUAACAGUUUGUGCAUUUCUCAAAACAGGUCAUACAAAAAACAACAUCGAUUACCUGCAAAAGCCAUUUUUUUGUGCACAAUUCUUACUCUUUCAUUCAAAAUUACAUUUCUAUGUCAAUGAACAUGUCAGUGCUGUCAGAAUGACAGGUCCUUGUUUCAUUGUGUGCAGAACACACAGUCAACUUGCUUUGUCAAGCUCUUAAUAUAACACUACCUCUGUUUGAAGGCUCUAAUGCUGAAGAUGGUUUAUGUAAAUUUUGAUGAAAUUUACAAGUUACGCCUUUGUGUGUGGGAGAUUGAUUGCAAGGGACUGGACAAGAUUCGUUUUUACACUUUUACUGUUUUUACAAUGUGUGUUAUUGCGAUACAGAGAGCAAAAGACAGCACUGAGUAUCACAAACAUAAACAAGCAAAAUUAGAAAUGUGAACAUAAGACAAUUAGCACAACUAAACUUCGAGUGCUGCCGGGAUUUUUUCCCAUUUUUUCUACACAUCUUGACGUUUGCUCUGUUGGUCCAGAUAUUUUCAUCCACAUCACAACGGAUGUCCUCUCUUGCUAUACAGUGUGGAAAGACUCUUGUUGAAUGCCUUAUCCAGCCUCUGCAGACAUCUGCUGUGAUGGCACUGCAUGCUGCUGCAUUCAUGGCAUCCAGGAGUGAUCUGAGUGUGAAGCUGGCGAUCAUACACUUGCUAUCUCCAUGUAGAGAAAAAACCUUCUAUGGGAUUGAGGAAUGGGAAGUACGGUUGGAAGAACUUCAUUACCAUUCUGUUGUGGGUUGCAAACCAGUCCCUGAUUAUGUUGGCGUUGUGGAAACUCACAUUGUCCCAAACUAUUACAAAUUUUGGCAGGUUAAAAUAAAUUACGUAACGUAAUGAAAAUGCUUAGAAAUAAGCACACACGUCAACAUAUUCUGACAUGUUCAUGUAAAGACUUAUGCAAUGAACUAAUGGUGAGACUAUUCAUUAGAGACCCAUGAUAAUCCAUUUCGACCAUCAUGACAGAUGCAGCUGAUAAUUUAGGAAACAGCAGAGAAUUGUACAAAUUAUUUGCAUGGAUGUACGAAAACAUCUGCAACUUGUUCAAAGAAAUGAGAAACUGCUUUUUUGAUGUGCACUAGUGAUACAAUGUUGUGAGGAUUGAACAAGUAGUUUUGAGACUUUCAAGUCCGAGCAGAGAAACGUACGAUAGCAAUUGAGGAAAAACUAAUUUAAGUUGAAAGAUUUGAGUUUGGACUGAGCCAGAUUUAGAUAUGUUGAUAAAUGCACUACUGUUUGAAAAUA